AUGCCCAGUGACUAUGAAACCGCAUGUCCAAAAGAGAAAAUAUCGCGCGACCUCGGCUCGUUCUUACGAUUAAACUAUUUGUCUGCUAGGAUAAUUCCUCGAAUUUUCUUCUCGUUUGAAUGCGAUAAUCCGAUGUUGGAAAACACGAAGCACAACCCAACAACCACUUGUUCUACUUCAGAUCGAGCAGUGGCCCAUCAUCUGCGAGGCGUUUAUCCUGAUAUCAGCGAGAAGACAGUUAGAAUCUUGGAAGAAAAUGAGAUUAAUGGCCGUACAUUUCUCGAACUUACAGAGGAAAAGCUCAUGCAAGAUGGCAUGAUUCGUGGACCGGCAGCUAAUAUAUCCAAGAACUCAAAGUAG
Paraglomus brasilianum is the source of this 360-nucleotide messenger RNA. The record is from the annotation of a GenBank genome assembly. Lineage: Eukaryota; Fungi; Glomeromycota; Glomeromycetes; Paraglomerales; Paraglomeraceae.